Messenger RNA from Sphaerulina musiva SO2202, 1056 nucleotides. RefSeq lists its product as uncharacterized. The transcript has a single exon. The record is from RefSeq and is a predicted model, not a curated record. Lineage: Eukaryota; Fungi; Ascomycota; Dothideomycetes; Mycosphaerellales; Mycosphaerellaceae. The coding region runs from base 1 to 1056 and encodes 351 amino acids.
AUGGCUGCUCCUGCCAGAAAGAAGAUCAUCAUCAGCCUGGCCGAGCUGGCCUCGAUGCGUGUAAAUUUCUCGGUUUACAUGCGCUCCUACUUGGCCAAAAAAGGUAUCGACGCGGCUUUCUUGAAAGAGAACAUCACCUCAGAGAAGAUUUUGAUGCACUUUAUCGACGCAUCACGCAACCUCCUGAAGCCUGCCAAGGCGAAGCCACGCUCGCUGGCCGACCGAGGUGAAGACGAGGUCACCACCGACCAUCUGCAGCGAUACUUUCGCGCAGAAGGUAUGCCAGAAGUGUUCGUCGAAAGAAUCACAGGGCCUCAUGUCGUCGAUUACGUCGUCUCAUCCCUGCCCCAAAAGCUUCGGCAACAGUACCUUGACAACCAAGCCAAGAAGAGCGACAGCAGUGCAGAAGGUGCCGCGAAGUCUGGGCAGAGGGACAGUGUAUUGCACGCUACGACUUCAUCAAAGAAGCGCAAGCGCCCUGACCCAAGUGACGACGACGAAGAUUACGAAGACCUCUCCCAAGGCCACCGCAGCGUCAACAAGUCCCAAAAGUCCCAGCCCAAGCGCAAGCGCACCUCCAAGUCCAUACCAAAGUCAAAGUCCACCGCAACAAAAGAGCCACCACUCCUCGACCUUUCUGUUUCCCACAACAAAAUCUCCACACCAUGCCUCAAAAACCUCACACUCUCUGAGACAAGCCCAUUCAAGGCCCAAAUCUCCGCCCCAAAAUUCUUAGCCUUUCUCGCUACUUCCGCGACCUUCCAAGCCGCACGUCUCGCAUCCGUAUGCGUGACGCUCGCGCGCGCGGGCCAGAAGGAGAAAGCCAAAGCGUUUGGACAGUAUGGAUUGGAUUUACUUGGGCCGGCAAUAUUUGCUGCGCACGUGGUGGUGUGUGAGCAGAGCGCAGAGGAGAAGGCUGGCAUGUUGUUUUCGAAGAUUGUGUUGGUUGAUUGUGUCGAUGAGUUGCAUUAUGGUUGCUCGAAGCCUGCGGCGGCGAGAUUGAGGUAUUUGAUUGAUGAAGAGGGCAUGUGGUGGAGUAAGCCAAGGGGGUCGUGA